GAUGCCCAGGCAGCACAGCAGCUGCAAUAUGGAGGCGCAGUGGGCACUGUGGGCCGCCUCAGCAUCACUGUGGUACAGGCAAAGCUGGCAAAGAACUAUGGAAUGACACGUAUGGACCCCUACUGCCGCCUGCGCCUGGGCUAUGCCGUGUAUGAGACGCCCACAGCUCACAACGGUGCCAAGAACCCUCGAUGGAACAAAGUCAUUCAGUGCACAGUGCCCCCAGGUGUGGAUUCGUUCUACCUGGAGAUCUUCGAUGAGCGAGCCUUCUCCAUGGAUGACCGCAUCGCCUGGACUCACAUCACGAUCCCUGAAGCCCUGAAACAGGGCCAGGUGGAGGACGAGUGGUACAGCUUGAGCGGGAGGCAGGGUGACGACAAGGAGGGCAUGAUCAACCUGGUCAUGUCCUACACGUCGCUGCCCGCUGCCAUGAUGAUGCCGCCCCAGCCUGUGGUCCUGAUGCCAACUGUGUACCAGCAGGGUGUUGGCUACGUGCCCAUUGCAGCCCCCCCAGAGUGAUGGCAUUAUAGCUGCACACCACCUUGCCUGGCAGCUUCUUUCCCCCGCCCCCACGUUUGGAUUGCCAGGUGAGUGAGUUUUCAUCAAAUCUGGGAUAGGCAGCUAAUAGGCAUCACAUGGUUCGGGGAGGGGCUUGACCCUGACGGGAAAAAUGGCUGCGGUGCAUGGAAAGGUGUGUAACUACUUGGACUGUGUUGUUCUCGUGGUGAACAGGGGAAUAGCUUAGUGGACCUUGGUCUGCUGCUGGGUUUCUAAAUGUCCUGGAGGAGGGGGGUUGUUAUGCUCUGCUUCUGCUGGUGGCCUGGGCAAAGCCGUGGGCCGAGGGGUCAGGCCGUAAGUGUGGGGCGGGUCUGUGUGCCUGCCAGGAGCGGUGACAUUGCAUCACGGUCAGGCAGAGAGGGCAGGCAGCGCCCACCACACAGUCUGUUUAGGGGAAAAUGACCUUGUCUGAUUUUCCUAAUUCUCUGGGCUGCUAUGUUGCUUCUUUUUUUCACACAGCGCGGAGAGAAUUGAUUAAAGGUUGAUUCCCACUGCCUGCCCAGCAGGGUCUCUGAUAAAAACUCCAGCUGAACUCAGAUCCUCCCGCUUGCUGGGGACUGUAGCUCCUGCUGUGGCCACACGUGAAUGUUUCUGCCUGUGCCCUCCCCCACCUCCCUUUCUCCGCAUGCCCUGAGUGCCUGCCCUGGCCCACGGCUCCACAGAGCUGGUAUCACAGCUCCCUUGGGUGUGUGCAGUGCUGAAGGAGGAAGUGAGUGCCCUGAGAAGCCAUGAACACAAAGCUAAGGAUGCAUCCACUCGGUGCCCUCCCUGUCCCGGUAUGGGUCAGGAAGGAGCGCAGAACAGGCCAAGUUGUCACAGCUUCCAUGCAUGUAAAUGGCCAACAUCAAAACCACUUUGGUGCCUCCGUGAGCAGCGUGUCACCAUGUCCCUUGCAAGGAGAAUUCACAGCCAGUGCAUUUGAAGCUAAACUGCACACACUGUUUAUAAGGUAGAAAUGUUUCUAUUUAAGGUGGCUUAGCUGCUCUAGAGACGCUGUUCGGGCUGUGUCACUUGCUCGGAUGGGGUGCUGCCCAGGAGUCCAGGGGAGUGGCAGUCACCACUGUCCAGAGGCUCCUGGGCCUGACUUCUGGGGCUGCUGGGGCUCAGGGGGCCCAUGCGCUCGAGGUUCAGGUGGUCAGUUGGAAUUGGCGAGAGGGACUCAGCAUUCCAACAGUCCUCCACAGGGAUUGGGGGCUCACUGUCCAGUAGGGGGCUUUUGUUUACCUGUUGUGCAGAUGGCUCCUCAUCUUCACUGUCCCCAACUUCCACCACCUGACUCACUGCUGCCUGAUUUGGUGAGAGUUUCUGAACUGGCCCAGUGAAAUGAGGGAGGCCUCCUGCCAUGGCCCAUGAGGAAGAGAGCUUGUGGCACCUGGCUUGGGAACAGGAAGGGCUCCUGUGGACCUGCCUUCCACUCCCAGAAGUUCCUAGAGGCACGGGUGACGUUGGAGGUGUGAUGACAGAACUUCUGUGUGGCCUCCAACAUUGUGCUAUUUUCCGGGGUGGACCUGGAUGAGGGCAGCACCAUUAUCCCCUGGAGGCCUAGUCCUGAAGCUUGUGAUCUGGUUCUGUGAUGAGCAGUCCUGACUCCUGCUUGCUACUGGGGUCAUGGGCACCGGCCAGGAGGCAUCUGUGGUAUUGUCCUCUUGAGGCUGCUCUCAGCCCAGAGGCCCGUGUGCCAUCCACAGCAUUCUGAUUCUCUAACUGACCCUCCCCACUCUUGAGCUGCAGCUGAGCCCCUCCCUGGGGGGCUCUGAGAAUGCUCUUGAUCUGCAUCAACAUCAGUGACUGAAAACCGAGGACUUGUGGCUGACUUCUGGAACAUUCCUUCUGCUGAAGGACCAUUAGAAACCAACUUUGUUUUGGUCUGUUCUAGCUCCAGCUCUUCAUCUGAAUCCAGUAAAAGGAUGAUCUUGUUCUGUGUGCUCCUGUGGGAGGGAGGGUCCUGGGACCUGGUACUCGAGGGGUCAGGUAAUGAUUGCGUCAGGUCCCCGGGUAGAGACUUUUCUGAGGAAAUCAGGACACCCUUAAUUUUGCGUUCCAAAACCGAAUGAUACCCUCUGCCUUUCCAGUCGCCUGGCUCCUUAAGUACUGUGAGAAUGCCACUAUCCUGCUUUGAUGGUAAGAGCUGGAGACGGUGAGCUGGGGGAGGACACCAUGGAGACACUGUAUGACUGGGUCAUGCCUGGGGACGAAUCACUUGUGUGUUGAAGAUGAAGCUGUGAUCGGAGGCCAAAGUGGGGUUAUGUCUCGAGAUGCCAUAGCUGGCCUGAAGGUAGGAGAACUAGGCCUAAUCAAAUGAUUUUCCCCCAGAAUUUUGUAGAAUUGCUCCCGACGGGGACAUCUAGAUAAAAGCUGUAACACCUGCCCAGGCUGGCAAAUACUGGGAGGGGAGAAGCCUGGCUGCAUUGGCACGUGUUUUCUGGUGUAUUGGUGUGGACACAGCACCACAUCUGUGUGUGAGGCUGCCUAGGUCCCAGGCAGGCAGCACCUGGACUGUUGUCCUCUGUAACAGUGGGACAGUGGCCUGUUCUCACCUGACCCUGCCAUGGUUUCCCUUGUCCUUGAUAGUGCCACAGUCUGCGCCUGUGAAGUGUGGCGACAGCCUGUCUGAGGGUGGAUAGGUGUUAGGGGCACAGGAAAGUGUUUGGCGGGGGCUGGGCCUGGAGGGCAGGAGAUGUUGGCUUUCUGCACUUUCUUCUGGGGCAGUCGCCUUGGUUCAUCUGAUGUUGGAGACUGCAUUCAGCCUCAUUUCCGAUCUUCUGAAUGUAGUGAUUUCCCAACCGAUGGCUCUGCCUCACAGUCCGGUGGGCCUAGUCCAGAGGAUGUUCAUGCUUUAAAGUUUAAAGAAGUAAGGGCAUUGUCAGCCCGUAUAGCCCUUCGGAGAGGAUGUGCGUGGCAAUUCCGAGUGUGGCCACUCGGUGUCACCAGCACUUCCUGUCCCCAACCUGUCUUCCAGUCUAAGCAGUUUAUACGUUCCGCAGGCCCAACCUGCGAGGCCCCUCUGUGAACUCUGCCUUCACUCUGUCACCUCUUCCCUGUGAUUGUGAAAUAGGCUCAAGUGAGGUUUGAAAGACCUGACUUGCAUUUGGGAUGGAGAAAGGCAUCCGGAGAGGGCAUCACACAGCAGGAGCCCAGCCUCACCUGCCUGUGGUGGGCUUUUGGAGGCUGCCAGCUUCGUGUCCCUGCAGGGUUCCUUCUCGUAAAGCUUGGGAUGGCCUCUCUCCUUGAGGAGGCUAGAAAGUGCCAUUCCUUCCUGCAGCUCGAGCCAGCCUGCUCUUCGUGUCUGAUAUUUUCACCAAAGUUCCUCUUGU
This is a messenger RNA of Fukomys damarensis (Damara mole-rat), 3872 nucleotides long. RefSeq names its product toll interacting protein (gene Tollip). The record is from RefSeq and is a predicted model, not a curated record. The transcript has 5 exons. Gene Ontology annotation, cellular component: cytoplasm. Gene Ontology annotation, biological process: ubiquitin-dependent protein catabolic process. Gene Ontology annotation, molecular function: ubiquitin binding; ubiquitin conjugating enzyme binding. Lineage: Eukaryota; Metazoa; Chordata; Mammalia; Rodentia; Bathyergidae. Bases 103 to 519 code for a protein of 138 amino acids.